AACUAGAAGUGAAUACAUGAAAACUCAACAAACUGAAUUACAACAAUUUUAUGCUGGUCAAACUAUUUUUAUUACAGGAGCUACUGGAUUUAUCGGAAUAGUCUUACUUGAAAAAUUACUGAGAAGUUUUACUGAUAUUUGCAAAAUUUAUAUUUUAAUACGUCCAAAGAAAGAACAAAGUAUCGAAAGCAGACUGAACGAAUUAUUUGAAAACAGGUUAUUUGAUCGAGUAAAGAGAGAAGUUCAAAAUUUUCGACAUAAAGUUGUGCCAAUUUCCGGUGAUCUUUAUAACGAAAACUUAGGAUUGUCUGAACAUGACAGGAACAUAUUAAUGCGUGAAGUAUCUAUAGUCUUUCAUGUGGCGGGGAUAGUACGUUUUGAUGAAGAAAUACAUCAACUUAUUACAUUGAAUGUUUAUAGUAUCAAGAAACUUUUAACGCUUGUAAAACAUAUGCCAAAGUUACAGGCAUUUUUAUAUACAUCUACCUUGUAUUCAAACAGUCAUUUGAAAAAUAUUGAUGAACGUUUCUAUCCAUGUCCGAUUGAUCCUGAUUAUCUGAUCAAAUUGUUACGUAAUUUAUCUAGAAAGGAAUUCAAUGAAAAAAUAUCUCAAUUUAUUGCUGAAACACAAUACACAAACAGUUAUACGUUCUCGAAAGCCGUUGCUGAAACGCUUCUCUUUAAAAAAAGCGAAAAUGUACCACUCGGGAUAUUUCGACCUUCUAUAGUCGCACCUACCGCUGACGAACCAUUUGCCGGAUGGACCAACUCCUAUGGAGGACUUAUGCUAUUUUCAUUAUUUAUUCAAUCCGGUAUCAUGAGAGUUGUGUUGUGUAAUAGCAACGCACGAGCACAAAUAGUGCCCGUUGAUAUUACCGUUAAUGCUUUAAUUGCAAGUGCAUGGGACGUUCAUAAUCACUUUAGGGAAUGCAAAAACAAUUUUAAAUUAAAAAUUUAUAACUGUAUUAUAUCUGCUGAUGGCAUCAAGUGGCGUAAGUUUUUUAACAGUAUAACAACAUCAAGUACUGUAUAUCCCUCGAAUGAUAUACUAUGGGAACCGAUGACUUUUUUAAUAUCGCAAAAAAUUAUAUAUCAAAUUUAUAUUUUGUUUUGCCAUUUACUUCCGGCAAUAUUAUUAAAUAUAUUAGGAAUAGUCACAGGUCAUCGACCAAGAAUGUUAAAAGUAUAUCAAAAAACCCAUACAGUGAUGAAAAUUCUCAGUCCUUUUACCCUUAACGACUGGAUUUGUAGUAACCGCAAUGUUCAGAUGAUGUGGAAUCGCUUAAGUACGCAAGAUCAACAAUUGUUUGACUUUAAUAUGAAAAACUUUGAUUGGGAAACUUAUUUUCACAAUUUUUGCAAAAGCGUACGUUUGGAUCUCCUAAAACAGAAUGAUAGCACUUUGGAAAGUGCUCGUAUUAAACGUAAAAGAUUAUACUGGAUGCAUCAAAUAUUCAAAGGAAUCUUUAUUUUUAGUAGUUUUCUGCUUGGUUGGUACAUGGUUGUAUGAAAAUUACAUUAUAAAGUUUGAUUUUUCUUGACGACGCAAUAUUCGUCUACAUACAUAUCAUUGCAUU
Pseudomyrmex gracilis is the source of this 1577-nucleotide messenger RNA. Its product is annotated as putative fatty acyl-CoA reductase CG5065. Gene Ontology annotation, molecular function: alcohol-forming very long-chain fatty acyl-CoA reductase (NADP+) activity. Gene Ontology annotation, cellular component: peroxisome. Gene Ontology annotation, biological process: long-chain fatty-acyl-CoA metabolic process. Lineage: Eukaryota; Metazoa; Arthropoda; Insecta; Hymenoptera; Formicidae. The coding region runs from base 17 to 1510 and encodes 497 amino acids. The transcript is spliced from 10 exons. The record is from RefSeq and is a predicted model, not a curated record.